Molecule: messenger RNA, 2820 nt
Organism: Capronia epimyces CBS 606.96
Lineage: Eukaryota; Fungi; Ascomycota; Eurotiomycetes; Chaetothyriales; Herpotrichiellaceae
Exons: 3
Coding region: 1-2820 (939 amino acids)
Biological process (GO): proteolysis; glutathione catabolic process
Molecular function (GO): protein binding; peptidase activity
Source: RefSeq, a predicted model, not a curated record
AUGGCGACGACCGAGACCGACCAGGCUAAUCCCGGUGACCCUACUAUCCAGUCACACCCAGUGCCAGUGCAACCAACGGCUGCCAUCACCGAGGCAGAGAAUGGACGGCAUUUGGAAGGCUUAGGCUCACGCUCAGAACCAAUGUCGUCGUCCUCGGCGUCUCAUGCCCUAAAACACCCCAUUCACCGAAUCAAAGCCCCUGGGAGUGUCCAAGCUCUUGCCGUCGACGACGAUGUUCUCUUCGCAGGCGUUCAAGGGGGCAGCAUCGGCGUAUGGUCUCUUCAAACGUACGAGCUCCUUACGGCGGUGCCAGCUCACAAGGAGAGCGUGCUAGGCCUUGCCCUGUCUGAGGACAGGUCCCUUCUUUUCUCCACGGGCGCCGAUUCGAUCGUCAAUGUCUGGUCGACUCAGACGCUGCAGAGACUUUAUUCUCUGCAUUCGUACUUCGAGAUUGGCGAUGUCUUCUGCGUCGCCCAUUCCAUCAAGGAACAGACGUUGUUCUGGGGCGCCCAAAACUCCAGCAUUCAAUGGUACAAGCUCAGCACUGACGCCGCCGGGAUCCCGUCUCCCACUCUGUCAGCUUCUCCGGGUUCUCGAAAGCAUCGCUUCUUUGAUUCAUUGGGACCCGGUGGGAUUGCCAAUGUCAUCUCGGACGAAGAUGGCACCGCGGACAUCCUGAACAGCCUGGGCGGACGAGUGCUGACCAUUCCCACCCGGAAUUAUCUUCAAUAUGCCCACAAAAGCUACAUCUACAGCAUGAUCCUGGUAAAAGGACUCUUUAGUCACAACAAGGAUGAAGAGGUCCUCAUCACGGGCGCCGGGGAUGGAACGAUUAAGCUGUGGUCAAUUGACGCACUCUCCACGACCGGCAUCGGGCAAAUAACCAAGUUCAAGAACCCAAACACCAGCGUGUUGAGUCUUUCAUACAAAGCAUCCUUCCUCUAUGUCGGCCUGUCAGACGGCACGGCCAACAUUUACAAUCUCGCAUCGACACAACUCGUCCAGAGAUUACAUGUCGGCCACGGGGAUAUCAGUCAAAUCGUCGUCAGCGCAGAUAGCAUCAUGUGCGGGACUACCCAAGGAUGGGUCAAGCGUUUCAACGACCAUUUCACAGAAACCGAGUGCUGGCAGGCAGCGAACGGCAAGAUCCUGGCGCUGAGCCUGACGACCACCCCUGAUCAUGACAUGCUUGUUGUGGGAGGGAACGAUAGGGUCGUGUCCUUCUGGCAUGCAGAAGCAGGCCCUCACACCUCGACAGGGUCUUCUGCGCGAAGCAAUGACGAACUAUUGAACGCCCUCCGAGAGUUUGUCUCCUAUCGGACUGUUGCCCUAAACCCUACCUGUGUACGUGACUGCCACGACGCCGUGACAUUCCUCCGUAAACAGUGCAACGCCUUUGGUGCAACGACCACCCUUGCCUCGCCGCAGGAAGGUGUCAAUCCCAUCCUGCUGGCCAAGUUCCCAGCUUCCCAUGUCUCCGAAUCCACCCGGUCUGUCCUGUUCUAUGGCCAUUACGACGUCGUCGAUGCUGAAUUCGACUCUUCAAAUUCAAACCAAACCUGGUCUGGCGACCCAUUCAGUCUGCAGCCACUGAACGGUUACCUCUAUGGCCGUGGAGUGACGGACGACAAAGGGCCCAUCCUUGCGGCGAUCUAUGCCGUGGCCGAUCUGGUACAGCAUGGCUCUCUGUCCUGCAACGUGACGUUCCUUCUCGAAGGGGACGAAGAAGCCGGCUCCCGGGGGUUCCGCAAUACGGUGCAGUCGAUGCACGACGCCAUCGGACCGGUAGAUUACAUUCUAUUAUCGAACAGUUACUGGCUCGACGACCACAUCCCUUGCCUGACGUUCGGAAUGCGCGGCGUAGUGCAUGCCAGUGUUACAGUGUCGUCCAACAAGCCAGACCUCCAUUCAGGCAUGGAUGGGAAAUCCAACCAGCACGAACCGCUCAAGGAUCUGACAGUAUUACUGGCCUCGCUCAUCGGACCAUCUGGCACGAAAGUCACGAUCCCGGACUUCUACGACACCGUUGACGAGCUGUCCGAGGGCGAGAUGAAGGCCUAUACGCGCAUCACCUCGGCGCUGCUGCCCGGCCAUCCGGAAAUCCAAAACGAGAAAAAAUUUGCCUUGUCGCUUAUGCAACGCUGGCGGUACCCGAACCUGACGGUGCACCGAAUCGAGGUGCCUGAGGCGAAGACGGCGGUGACGAUCAGCGGCUCUGCAAAGGCGACGCUGUCGAUCCGCAUCGUGCCCUCGCAGACAGCCGAGCAGAUCGCCAACAGUUUGUCGUCGUACCUGCACGAGCAGUUUGGCCAACUCCAAAGCUCCAACAAGCUCACCGUGACCAUCUCAUCCAAGGCAGACCCGUGGCUGGGUGACGUGCGGAGCGAGAUCUACAAGAGGCUCAGGUCUGCCAUCGUCGAGGUUUGGAACCCGGAAUCGGCCAGUUCGUCGCAGCGGUCGUUCCAGACAUCCACGCCCACCUCCACGCCCACAUCUACGCCGACCCCCGGCACGCCCUCAUGGAUCCCGGCCGACGCGUCUACCACUCCGGAUGCCAACCGAGCGUCACACCGUCGCGCCUCUUCCCUCGCCACGACGGGUACAUUCACGGUGUCAACGAUGCCACGCGAGCCGCUGUUCAUUCGCGAAGGCGGGUCCAUCCCGGCCCUUAGUUUCUUGGAGCACGAGUUCGAUGCCCCUGCGGCCAUGUUCCCCAUGGGCCAGGCGAGCGACAACGCGCAUCUGGACAAUGAGCGGAUCCGGCUCGAGAAUCUCUGGAAGGGUCGAGAAGUGCUGAAGCGUGUUUUUGCACGGUUGUGA